Durusdinium trenchii is the source of this 2137-nucleotide messenger RNA. The record is from the annotation of a GenBank genome assembly. Lineage: Eukaryota; Dinophyceae; Suessiales; Symbiodiniaceae.
AAAACAGGCAACUUCGGAUCCAAAACCAUGGACCCGCCAUGGCCUUGGCUGCCUCCCUCCGUUGCCCUGGCGCGCUGCCCCCGAGAUGGGUGCUUUGGGUGCGCCACGGCCGCGCUGCCGGAGACCGUGGCGCAGCUGGAUGUGACGGAGCGGCUUUGGUCUGAUGUCAACUUCCAGUAGCGAGGAGGUGAUCGAGCCCUGCUCCUCGACCGAGCCGGUCGAGCCGGUGGGAGUGGUCAGCGCACCUCCCGGGCUCGGAGCCGAACGGCUGGUGCGAAGGGUGAGCCGCCAGAACUUGCAGGUGCCUGGCUCUGCCUUGAAGGGUGCGCGGAGGCAGCGGCUACAGUCCACGCCCAUCCGCUCAACAACCAUCCAUGCGCCGGGUGAUGACAGUUCCUCCUCAGCACCCUUGCGGCCCUUGCUAUUGCCCCGGUACUUCACCACGGAGCCGGCACGCUCCAGCACCCUGGACUUCGAGUGGGACACCGAGAGCCGGGAGCAACUGCGGCAUCACAUGGCGCAUCAGUUGCAGCAGAUCCAGCAACUUCAGCUGCAGCAGUUGUCCGGCAUGUCGCCGUACGAGCUUCAGCAGCAGCAGCUGCUCCAGUUUCAGCAGUAUCAGAGGGCUUUGCAGGCGCAGCAGGCGCUGGAGGCUCCCGCUAUGAAGCAGAUGCGUGCGCAGAGUUUAAGAGAGCCAAUGCCGCAGCCUCCUUCGAAGGCACUCCGGCGCAUCGCCUCCGCAGCGGAGCGAGGCGAGCGGCAAGGCCCUCAGGGCUCGCAGACCGUGGAGCGGAGCGUGCCAGGGGCAGUGAGCCCAAGCAGCCCGAAGAGCACGCAGGAGCUCUCGCUGGAGGUCACCCCGGUCGAUUCCGAGGUGAUCGCGCCCCGCUCCUCGACCGAGCCGGUCGAGCCGGUGGGAGUGGUCAGCGCGCCUCCCGAGCUCGGAGCCGAACGGCUGGUGCGAAGGGUGAGCCGCCAGAACUUGCAGGUGCCUGGCUCUGCCUUGAAGGGUGAGGAUGCCGCAGCGCGGAGGCAGCGGCUACAGUCCACGCCCGUCCGCUCAACAACCAUCCAUGCCCCGGGUGAUGACAGUUCCUCCUCAGCACCCUUGCGGCCUUUGCUAUUGCCCCGGUCCUUCACCACGGAGCCGGCACGCUCCAGCACCCUGGACUUCGAGUGGGACACCGAGAGCCGGGAGCAACUGCGGCAUCACAUGGCGCAUCAGUUGCAGCAGAUCCAUCAACUUCAGCUGCAGCAGGUGUCCGGCAUGUCGCAGUACGACCUUCAGCAGCAGCAGCUGCUCCAGUUUCAGCAGUAUCAGAGGGCUUUGCAGGCGCAGCAGACGUUGGAGGCCCCCGCUAUGAAGCAGAUGCGUGCGCAGAGUUUAAGAGAGCCAAUGCCGCAGCCUCCUUCGAAGGCACUCCGGCGCAUCGCCUCCGCAGCAGAGCGAGGCGAGCGGCAAGGCCAUCAGGGCCCGCAGGGCGUGGAGCGGAGCGCGCCAGGGGCAGUGAGCCCAAGCAGCCCGAAGAGCACGCAGAAGCUCUCGCUGGAGGUCACCCCGGUCGACUCCGAGGCGGAGCUGCAGGUCCAAGCAGAGGAGGUGGAGAUCGUGGUGGGCCCCACCCAGCACGCUGUUCUGCCGUUGUCCUUCGAGAACGUUUGGAUCGACGAGCAGCACUUGGCUGUGCAAAGCCGCUCCAGCCGUCUCUCAGUCUCAGACGUGCUGCGCUUGAAGGCGCAGGACCGGCCCCAGCUACAGGUGUGCUCCUUUGGCUCCUUGUUGCACAGCUGCCAGACGGAAGCACCUUGCAGGCCGUGCAUGUUCGAGCGCGUGCCCGGCCGCUGCAAGAAGGCUUGGCUGUGUGACUUCUGCCACCUCCAUUCGGGCCGAAAGAAGAAGGGCGCACCUCCGACGGGAUCCGCAGCGUGAACGUGGAUCCCACAGUCGGUCUGACGGUCGGGCGGGUGAAAGCAGGAAAGAGAUGGCCAAGAACGAGGUCAAUUGAUGGAAUGGGGUGUUGACUUGAAAUGCUUCCAGGUUGAAAAGCGGUGGUUUAGACUUGCAACAAUGGGACGUCCAGGCGAUCGGCUCGAGACGCAGGUGCCACAGGCAGCGUGAAGACCUCACGAGCGUGAC